Aureococcus anophagefferens is the source of this 358-nucleotide messenger RNA. Its product is annotated as expressed protein. Lineage: Eukaryota; Pelagophyceae; Pelagomonadales; Pelagomonadaceae. The record is from RefSeq and is a predicted model, not a curated record. The transcript is spliced from 2 exons. The annotation marks the transcript as partial.
GGCGCCAACGCCGACAGCCCCAUGCGCUGCUACCCGGGGGGGCUGUCCCUGUCGCGGUCCAUCGGCGACGUCACGCUCAAGUACCACCCGACGAAGGUCGUCGUCGGCGAGCCCGAGGUCGUCCAGCAGCGGCUCAACGCGGACGACAGGUUCGUCAUCCUCGCCUGCGACGGCAUCUGGGACGUGCUAUCGAACGAGAAGGCCGUCUCCGUCGUCGCCAAGGCCAUCAAAGACAAGCAGGACGCCGCCAAGGCCCUCGUCCGCGCGAGCUUCCUCAACGGCUCCACGGACAACAUGACCGCCGUCGUCGUCCACCUCGCCCAGGCCUAGGGGCGGCGGCCGCGCGCGGUAACGGCGC